UCACUUUCGUUCCUCGUGGUAUGAGCGUGAGUUCGGCAAGUACAGCUGAACAACAACAAGGUAUGAUCGACAAACUAUAGUAGAGCAUUGUCCGCACGGCGGUGCUACCGAAAAUUGUAACGGAAUAAACUGUGAUGCCGGCAUCAUGCCGUAUACUGCAAGACAUCUCUUGCGUUUCAGUGUGAUUCUGGGAGCGAUUUUUUUGCUAGCGCCUUUAAUAUUAAUCGGCACGUCCACGGUUACCAAAUUUUAUCAUCCUGAGACGAGUGUAGCAAAGUUUAAUUAUGGAUUCGGCGAUCCCGUUUCCGCAUUAUUUGUGGGCGACAAUAAAGCAACCGCCAAAAAUAUCCUUGCGGAUUUAGCCCGCCAAAAUAAUUCUUUGGAUGUUUUAACGCCGUCAACGACUACGGAAGCACCCGAGCAUCUGCUAGAAAACUCCGCCAUUCCAGCGUAUGUUGUAAGGAAAAAAAUCCCGGGUCUACAAAAGCUUCCCGCCGAUUUUGCUGCCUAUUCCUUGAAACCGGCAAAAGUCGCGCCACAGUACAGUAUUUCUCCUCAGCCAUGUUCUUCCUAUCCAGACCCGAUAUUUCUUCUGAUUAUCGCCGUGACCCGCCCCGAUGGGUUUGCCCUACGGCGAGCGGUCCGGACAACAUGGGGAUCCCUGGCGGAACCCCGCUGCGGGGUGCGACUGCUCUUCAUCGCCGCCCGCACCCGUGACCUAAAAACGCAGGUGGAGCUACAACGGGAAGCUGGCGAAUAUGGUGACAUCAUCCAGUCUAACGUGUUCGACGAUAACUACCGGGCCCAGGCCCUAAAAGCCAUUCAUCUCUUCCAGUGGGCGGGAACCUUCUGUCCCAAUGCCACAUUUACCGCCAAAAUCGACGACGAUAAUUGGUUGAACAUCGAGAAGUAUGUGGGGUUUUUACGGAUCAACGCCGAACGGGUCGGAGCGUUUGGGGGAAUGUUCUGGGCGGGUGGGGACGCCAUCCGGGAUGCGGAAAAUAAGUACCAUAUCCCGCGGGAGGAUUAUGCACAUAAUCGAUACCCGGAAUAUUUGACGGGGAUGUUGUAUGCGUAUCCGACGAAAGUCCUGCCGAAACUGGUGUAUUUUGCCCGGAAGUUGAAUGCCGGGUUGAACGAGGAUAUGUUUAUGAACGGACUGGUGGCGACGGCGGCGAAUUUAACGCGGAUCGCCGUGCCGGAUUAUGGGUGGGGACGCGAGCCGAAAGCAGAGUGCCAGAAGCGGGACGCGAUGUGUGUGCAUUAUACGAAGGAGAAGGACAUGUACGAGACGUGGAAUAAUACGUGUUAUACGUAUAAGAAACUAUGCAGUUAGAUAUACGAUAUCUUCCUGAUCUUUUCCUGUUCAAUGUCAGUAUAUUAUACUGCUCUUUAAAAGCGUAUGCUUUAGUGUUCUUUAAUUUUAUUUCGUUGAUUGCCGGUUGUGGCUAUAAUUUGUUUGUUCGAAACACCCAAAUAUUUUAUCUGUGAUUGAUGAACGUUUCAUAUAUUUCAUGCUGCAGCACAAUGACGAGAGUAGUAUUCUAUCGUUAUUGUUGAGCAUACGCUCAUUAAAGUCGUGAUUGCUGCGCAUAAGUUUGGCAUCCACGGACCG
Paramacrobiotus metropolitanus is the source of this 1615-nucleotide messenger RNA. RefSeq names its product lactosylceramide 1,3-N-acetyl-beta-D-glucosaminyltransferase-like. The record is from RefSeq and is a predicted model, not a curated record. Gene Ontology annotation, cellular component: membrane. The transcript has a single exon. Lineage: Eukaryota; Metazoa; Tardigrada; Eutardigrada; Parachela; Macrobiotidae. Gene Ontology annotation, molecular function: hexosyltransferase activity. Bases 146 to 1336 code for a protein of 396 amino acids.